AUGGUGCUAUAUGAACUUGUCGCAGCUUGUGUGAACCUAGUUAGGUUUAUUAUAACGGCCAUUUUAUACCCAUUCACUUCUCAAGCGGCCAUAACAAAUGCCCAAUCGCAGCGAAGACUGCGGAAUCAAGAUCCUCGUGCGGCUGCGAUACAAUUCAAGAGAGAAUUUGAGGAGAAGUAUGGAACCGCCCACCCUGAUUUCUUUGAGGGUAGCUAUUCACAGGCUUUAGAACAUGCAAAACGUGAAUUGCAAUUUUUAAUGGUGAUUCUUCAAACCGACGAACAUGAUUACACGAUUAGAUUCAACAACGAGACUCUAACCUCGCAAGAUCUGAUACAAUUUCUCCGUGAGAAUAAUAUUUUAGUGUGGGCGGGAAAUAUUCGGGAUAAAGAGGCAUAUUUAGUUAAUAAUAAGUUAGAGGCCACCACAUAUCCAUUUGUGUCAAUUAUUGUUCUCCAGACCAGCAAUGGGAAUAAUGGAAAGAUGGUUCCUGUCGAUCGAAUCGAAGGGUUGUCAACGCCAACUAUUUUAAUUGAACGCCUUACUAAUCAAAUAAAUCAACACAAUCCUGGGCUUCAGCGUAUUCGCCAUGAACGUGCAGAACGAGAUGCAGCACGACAAAUACGCGAACAACAAGACACAGCAUAUCGCAUGUCACUACAGGCCGAUCAAGAAAAAGAACGGAAAGCACGUGAAGCAGCAGAAGCAGAGCGAAUGAAACGCGAACAGAAAAAAAAGAGGGAAGAAGAACGUAAAAAUCUUGCUGCGAAGAAAGAAUUGUGGCGACGAUGGGCUUUAAGUCAAUUACCGGCUGAACCUGCGCAUAAUCAAAAUGUGACUCGGCUUGGGUUUAAAUUACCCGAUGGACGGAGAAGUGGACUUUGGCCAAGUGCUCAAUUAUUAGUUGAAGGAAAUGUUGAUGAAUCAGAGGAAGAAUAG
Ambispora leptoticha is the source of this 939-nucleotide messenger RNA. Lineage: Eukaryota; Fungi; Glomeromycota; Glomeromycetes; Archaeosporales; Ambisporaceae. The record is from the annotation of a GenBank genome assembly.